This is a messenger RNA of Mercurialis annua (annual mercury), 1629 nucleotides long. Its product is annotated as F-box/FBD/LRR-repeat protein At1g13570-like. The coding region runs from base 244 to 1539 and encodes 431 amino acids. The record is from RefSeq and is a predicted model, not a curated record. Gene Ontology annotation, molecular function: protein binding. The transcript has 4 exons. NCBI's taxonomy places the organism in Eukaryota, Viridiplantae, Streptophyta, Magnoliopsida, Malpighiales, Euphorbiaceae.
UUUUUUUUACUUUACUUUCUUCUCUUCCCAACAAAGCUUUAGAUGGCGGAUACGUUUAGCUGUUGAUUUUGGGACGUUUGAUCAAAUUUUUCGGCUAUUCGUAGAAGAAAUUGUUCAAAGAAAUGACCGCUUGAGGACUUACCCAGAGUCGAUGGUUUUGAUAGUUUCAGUGGGAACUCUCAGUUUGCAUGUCACUCUAACUUUUAUCUGCUCACUUGCAACUAUGGCUCAUUGUGUCUGAGUAUGCAACUCAAAAGCAAUACCCGUCCCAAGACAAUGUCUGUUAAUCAUUCAAAUUUAGAUAGAAUCAGUGACUUACCAGAAGAUGUCAUUGAGAAUAUACUCAUGUUGUUGCCAAUUCGAGAUGCAGUAAGAACUAGUAUCUUGUCAAGAAAAUGGAGGAACAAAUGGGCAGAUGUUCCUCAACUUCUAUUCGACACUACUUUUACUCCGAUAAGUCAAGAAUCGCAAACUAAUAAACAUCUCGUUACCAUAUAUGAAGUAUUAUUGCUUCACUCUGGACCAAUUCAUACAUUCGAUCUCUCCUUUCCUGGAUUGAAAAGUUGUCCUGAGAUUGACCGAUUCAUUCUUUUCCUGUCUAGAAAAGGUGUUCAAGAUUUCAAACUUCGCAUCUCAUCUGGAUCCCCUCACAAAUUGCCCUCAUACCUCUUUUCAUGUCUGUAUCUAAAAUGUCUUGUUCUGGGUUUGUGUGUACUCACACCUCCACCUUCAUUCAAAGGCUUUAGCACACUCAUUAGUCUAAAGCUUCAGGAUGUCCAACUUCCUUCAAACUAUAAAGAUUUUAUCUGCAAUUGUUGGUUACUUGAAGAGCUGAUGUUGGAGUCGUGCUCAGCUAUCUCUUGCCUUAAUAUCAGUUGUCCUAAACUCAAACUUCUUUAUUUUAAUGGUUAUUACCGAACUUUGCGCUUUAGAAAUAUGCCCCAUCUUGCAACAGUGUCAAUUUAUUGGAUUUCAGCUAAAUCUGAGGUAUUGAAAUUACCUGAUUUUGUUCGGGUACUACAUAGUUUACCUGCAUUGAAGUACCUGAGUGUAGAUGAUUAUUUUCUGGAGGCGUUGACGAGGCUUCCAACUCCUUUGAUGCACUUGAAAACUAUUAGAACUUUUUAUGUAUGCUUUAGUAGUUUGGAGGAAGUCAUAUCUGUUUUUCACUUGCUUAGAAGCUCUCCUAACUUGCAAAACCUUCAAAUUGAGAUGUGCUCAGAAGCUGUUAAACCUUCUGAACAAGAAGCUGAAGAAUUCUUAAAAGCUGAAGGGCAGUCAGAGUACUCCUUAAACCAACUUCGGAAAGCAAAGUUGCAAAAGUUUAACGGUAGUAGACCUGAAGUAGAGUUUGUCAAGUUUUUGUUAGCCAAAUCACCUGUGCUUGAGACAAUAUCUCUGCAGCCUCAUGAAGGGAUGUCCAAUGACGAACAACUUGCAAUAUUGAAGGAGAUUAUUCAAUUUCGCCGUACAUCACCUAAUGCACAAAUCAUUUGUGAGAAAUUUGUUGCGGAUGCUGUUGUAGUAGUUAGCAUGUGAAUGCAUAUGUGGUUAGAAUUAUCACCAAAACUGAGUAUGUUUAUCUGUUUUUUGGAGCUAAAUUUUAAUAGCCUAUGACGGCAUUACUCA